Molecule: messenger RNA, 3668 nt
Organism: Malus domestica (apple)
Lineage: Eukaryota; Viridiplantae; Streptophyta; Magnoliopsida; Rosales; Rosaceae
Product: cellulose synthase A catalytic subunit 1 [UDP-forming]
Biological process (GO): plant-type primary cell wall biogenesis; cellulose biosynthetic process
Cellular component (GO): plasma membrane; trans-Golgi network
Molecular function (GO): cellulose synthase (UDP-forming) activity
Source: RefSeq, a predicted model, not a curated record
AUGGAAGCCAAUGCAGGACUGGUGGCCGGCUCUUACAAGAGGAACGAGCUCGUUCGGAUUCGCCACGAUUCUGAUAGCUCGUCCAAACCCGUAAAGAAUCUGAACGGGCAGAUAUGUCAGAUCUGUGGUGAUACUGUUGGUCUUACAGCCACUGGUGAUGUCUUUGUUGCCUGCAAUGAGUGUGCCUUUCCAGUCUGUCGACCUUGUUAUGAGUAUGAGAGGAAAGAUGGAAACCAGGCUUGCCCACAGUGCAAGACUAGAUAUAAAAGGCACAAAGGGAGUCCUCGAGUGGAUGGAGAUGACGAUGAGGAUGACAUUGAUGAUCUGGAGAAUGAGUUCAAUUAUACACAAGGAACUAGCAAUGCCAGGCGCCAGUGGCAAGGAGAAGAUGCUGAUCUCUCAUCUUCCUCGAGACAUGAAUCUCAACAGCCGAUUCCCCUUUUAACCAAUGGGCAGUCGGUGUCUGGUGAGAUUCCUUGUGCCACACCGGACAACCAGUCUGUGCGAACUACAUCAGGUCCUUUGGAUCCACGACAGCCAGUUCCAGUGAGAAUAGUGGACCCGUCAAAGGACUUGAAUUCUUAUGGGCUAGGAAAUGUUGACUGGAAAGAAAGGGUUGAAGGCUGGAAACUCAAACAGGACAAAAGUAUGAUGCAGAUGACUAGUAGAUACGCUGAAGGAAAGGGGGACAUGGAAGGCACUGGUUCAAAUGGUGAAGAACUCCAAAUGGCUGAUGAUGCUAGACAACCUUUGAGUCGCAUUGUGCCUAUUUCUUCAUCCCAUUUGACACCUUACCGUGUUGUGAUCAUACUCCGGCUAAUUAUUCUGGGUUUCUUCUUGCAAUACCGUGCAACUCACCCAGUGAAAGAUGCAUAUCCAUUAUGGUUAACAUCAGUCAUCUGUGAGAUUUGGUUUGCUUUAUCCUGGCUUCUGGAUCAGUUUCCGAAAUGGUUUCCCAUUAACCGUGAGACCUAUCUUGAUAGGCUCACACUGAGGUAUGAUCGUGAUGGGGAGCCAUCCCAGUUAGCCCCCAUAGAUGUGUUCGUCAGUACAGUGGAUCCCAUGAAAGAGCCUCCUCUGGUUACGGCUAACACUGUUUUGUCCAUACUUUCUGUGGAUUACCCAGUGGACAAAGUCUCUUGCUAUGUGUCUGAUGAUGGGUCCGCAAUGCUAACAUUUGAAUCCCUUUCUGAAACUGCGGAGUUUGCUAGGAAGUGGGUACCUUUUUGCAAGAAACACAACAUUGAACCUAGAGCCCCUGAGUUUUAUUUUGCCCAAAAGAUUGAUUACUUAAAGGACAAGAUACAGCCUUCUUUCGUAAAAGAGCGUAGAGCAAUGAAGAGAGAGUAUGAAGAAUUCAAGGUUCGGAUCAAUGCCCUAGUUGCCAAGGCACAGAAGAUGCCUGAAGAAGGUUGGACAAUGCAGGAUGGGACUCCAUGGCCUGGGAACAACCCUAGAGACCAUCCAGGAAUGAUCCAGGUCUUCUUAGGCCACAGUGGUGGCCUUGAUACUGAUGGCAAUGAACUGCCUCGACUUGUUUAUGUUUCUCGUGAGAAGCGACCUGGAUUCCAGCAUCACAAGAAAGCUGGAGCAAUGAAUGCAUUGAUUCGAGUUUCAGCCGUUCUGACAAACGGUGCAUAUCUUUUAAACGUCGAUUGUGAUCACUACUUCAAUAACAGUAAAGCUCUUAAGGAAGCCAUGUGUUUCAUGAUGGACCCAGCUUAUGGGAAGAAGACCUGCUAUGUCCAGUUCCCUCAGCGAUUUGAUGGCAUUGAUUUGCACGAUAGAUAUGCCAAUCGGAACAUUGUCUUCUUUGAUAUCAACUUGAAAGGGCUGGAUGGCAUCCAGGGUCCAGUCUAUGUGGGAACUGGUUGCUGUUUCAACAGACAAGCUCUGUAUGGGUAUGAUCCGGUUUUGACCGAGGAAGAUUUGCAGCCAAACAUUAUUGUCAAGAGUUGUUGUGGUUCAAGAAAGAAGAACAAGACUAGCAAUAAGAAGUAUAUUGACAAGAAGAGGGCGGUCAAAAGAACAGAAUCCACCAUUCCCAUUUUCAAUAUGGAAGACAUUGAGGAGGGUGUUGAAGGUUAUGAUGAUGAGAGGACUCUUCUUAUGUCUCAGAAGAGCUUAGAGAAGCGUUUUGGUCAAUCACCAGUUUUUAUUGCAGCCACAUUCAUGGAACAAGGAGGCAUUCCACCUACAACCAAUCCUGCAACUCUUUUGAAGGAAGCCAUACAUGUUAUUAGCUGUGGAUAUGAAGACAAGAGUGAAUGGGGAAAAGAGAUUGGAUGGAUCUAUGGCUCUGUGACUGAAGAUAUUUUAACUGGGUUUAAGAUGCAUGCUCGUGGUUGGAUAUCAGUCUAUUGCAUGCCUCCCCGCCCAGCAUUUAAGGGUUCUGCUCCCAUCAAUCUUUCUGAUCGUUUGAACCAAGUGCUUCGAUGGGCCUUGGGUUCCAUUGAAAUUCUGCUCAGCAGGCAUUGUCCCAUAUGGUAUGGCUACAAUGGGAAGUUGAAGCUUUUGGAGAGACUUGCAUACAUCAAUACCAUCGUUUACCCUCUCACAUCCAUACCACUGAUUGCCUACUGUUUGCUUCCUGCCUUUUGCCUGCUCACAGAAAAGUUUAUCAUUCCUGAGAUAAGUAACUUUGCUAGCAUGUGGUUCAUUCUGCUCUUUGUUUCCAUUAUUGCAACCGGUAUUCUUGAGCUAAGGUGGAGUGGAGUCAGUAUUGAUGACUGGUGGAGAAAUGAACAGUUCUGGAUCAUUGGUGGAACAUCAGCUCAUCUCUUCGCUGUCUUCCAAGGUCUCCUGAAAGUUCUUGCUGGGAUUGAUACCAACUUCACUGUCACGUCAAAGUCAUCUGAUGAGGAUGGGGAUUUUGCUGAGCUCUACGUGUUCAAAUGGACAUCACUUCUCAUCCCUCCAACCACGGUUCUUCUUGUGAACAUAGUAGGUAUUGUGGCCGGUGUUUCAUAUGCCAUAAAUAGCGGUUACCAAUCUUGGGGUCCACUUUUUGGCAAACUGUUUUUCGCCUUAUGGGUCGUAGCACAUCUGUAUCCAUUCUUGAAGGGUCUGUUGGGUCGGCAAAAUCGUACCCCUACAAUUGUCAUCGUGUGGUCUAUCCUUCUUGCUUCAAUAUUUUCCUUGUUAUGGGUGCGCAUCGACCCAUUCACUUCAGACAAAACAAAAGCUGCAACAAACGGUCAAUGUGGCAUCAACUGUUAGUUCGUUUCAAGGACUAAUUUUUUGGAACUGGCAUCUCUCUCCACGCCAUCGGUGUGAAUAUACUACAUACAAGAAAUCAGGUAAAUUCGUCUACUGAACUUCUACGUAUGGUCUCCGCGUCCAGAAGGGAGUCGGGUGGAAGAACAAUGAGAGAACGCCUUGUGUAUCGGUUAUGUUGCCCCGUUGUCAAGUAUUUAUUGUUUGCUAUUGAAAUGUGUUUUCUUGAACUUUGAUGAUCUUGGUCAUUGAUGUGCAGUAUUAUUGUUAUGGUUGUUGUCAAGAGGGAGGAUACAAAAAGCCAUUUAUUUCACUGCUUGGUCUGUAUUUUUAGGACCACUUUUGUUUUGGUCGAUGUAUGCAAGCAUUGUUACUACAAUUGAAAUACAGAUUCUUUCAUUAAACAAACAGCCUCUGUUACUAAGUUUAUUUAUUGAGCACAUUUUCUAUAA